GCAACAUCUUGCAAUCACCACAACGCACACGAGAGAAUACUAUCUCUCACCGGUACUACCGCUAGCUCUAGCCAUGGCUUCCAGCGCGAGCAUGUUGGCCAUGAUCAUGGCGUGCGCGCUCCUCCUUGCCGGCAGCAAGUGCCACGCCGCCCGCAACCUGGCCGACACGACGCCGGCGGCUGCCGCUCCGGCUGCUAGCGCCGUCCCUGGUCUGCCGGCCGUGCCGACCUUGCCUUCCGUGCCCACGGACACGGCCACCCUGAUGCCACCCAUGCCGUCGGUCACCCUGCCCACCGUGCCACAGGUGACGCUGCCGCCCAUGCCCGCCAUCGUCGUGCCCAAGGCGGUCCUGCCGCCCAUGCCCAAGGUCACCCUACCCACCGUGCCGCAGGUGACGAUGGCGCCGAUGCCCGCCAUUGUCGUGCCCAAGGUGACGCUGCCGCCGCUGCCUUUCGUCCCGAAUGUGAACGUACCUAUGCCGUUCGCGGCACCGCCCCCGUCAGCGUAGGCACGUCGACGCAGCGGUGCUCUCGCCCUGUCCACGUCUACGAUAGGGCGCCGUUCGUGUGAGAGUGGCGCCAGGUCACUCCGUGGACACGAUGUACAUUUUUCUUACAUGCAAGCUUGGUGUUUUAUAUGCGAUGUAUCACAGUAUCAGUAAUUGUUGCCUUUUUUCUACGUCUCAGUAUUAUAUGUAUUGGUAGUGUUUGAAUGUUGAGGGUUUUGUGCCACUGUAUGUAUUUCUUGAUCUUCUUAAAUACUAGUACAGAUUACUAUUUACGGUAUGCAUC
Molecule: messenger RNA, 791 nt
Organism: Triticum dicoccoides
Lineage: Eukaryota; Viridiplantae; Streptophyta; Magnoliopsida; Poales; Poaceae
Product: vegetative cell wall protein gp1-like
Exons: 1
Coding region: 74-508 (144 amino acids)
Source: RefSeq, a predicted model, not a curated record